Molecule: messenger RNA, 1130 nt
Organism: Pygocentrus nattereri (red-bellied piranha)
Lineage: Eukaryota; Metazoa; Chordata; Actinopteri; Characiformes; Serrasalmidae
Gene: ociad1
Product: OCIA domain containing 1
Exons: 8
Coding region: 164-967 (267 amino acids)
Cellular component (GO): endosome
Source: RefSeq, a predicted model, not a curated record
GCCGAGUCCAGUUCCAGGUUGCAGUAGCUGUGUGGAGGUGGAGGUCGCGGUCGGCGGCGCUGUGUGUCUGUAGUGAGUUUAAUGGUGAACCCGUGUAAACCGAGUUUCACACGGCUUUGUUUCGAGGACAUAGUGCUUGUUUUAUGAAUUAGUAGAGUCAGCAAUGUCGCAAGCGUCUUCGGGUUUUAACCCGACUUCCCAUGAGGCACAUCGGACCCCGCAGGGUCCUCUAGGAUCAGCCUACAUUCCCACUGAGGAUGAGAAGCGUGUCUUCAGAGAGUGUAAUCGCGAGAGCUUCUACUACCGAUCGCUGCCAUUGUCAGCCAUAGCAAUCGCAGUCACUCAGGUGAUGGUGUCUAGAGGAGUGUUAUCACCAUCUCCGAGAUUUGGGUCCCUACCAAAAGUUGCAAUUGCUGGCCUGUUUGGCUAUAUGGGAGGAAAGGUGUCUUACAUGAAGACUUGUCAAGAGAAGUUUAAAAAACUAGAGAACUCUCCACUCGGAGAGGCACUUCGGCAAGGACACCUGCGCCAUGUACCCCCUGAGCUGAACCAGUCGGAAUUUGCAGAUCCAAAUCAAGCAGCUCCUCAGCAAUCGGGGUUUGAGACGGCAUUCCAGCCCACAGAGGAGGCCAACUCUCAGCCAAAUCCCUACAGCAGUUACUCUAGUGACUAUCCCUAUAGCAGCCCAUCUUCGUCUUAUGACCCCGCGCCUUUCAGCUCUGGACUAAGUGAGCCUGCACUGUAUAGUUCAAGGGAUGAUGUCGCCCUUCAAGGUCCACCUUACCAGGAAGAUGAUGCUCCUAAGAAAAGAACAGUACUGUACGAGGAGCUGCGCAAUAAAAACAGGGAGAACUAUGAGGUCACCCUCACGCAGAAGGCUGAAACUCAACUGAAACCACAGGCUGAGGUGACGACACCAAAGGCAGAAGUUAAAAAGAACAAGUAUGGUGACGCUUGGGAGGAGUAAGUCAGCCACGGAGCUCCAACUUCCCUACAAAUCCUGUGGGGUGAGAGCAAGUCAGCGAUUUAUCCAGUGCAGUACAAUGCAGCUGUUUUAGAAGGAAACCCAGAGCAGCAUUUGGGGUCUGCUUCUGAAAUGAAAAUAAAUAGCAAUAUUAAUGGGUUUUAAA